Molecule: messenger RNA, 863 nt
Organism: Drosophila ficusphila
Lineage: Eukaryota; Metazoa; Arthropoda; Insecta; Diptera; Drosophilidae
Product: alpha-ketoglutarate-dependent dioxygenase alkB homolog 7, mitochondrial
Exons: 3
Coding region: 33-728 (231 amino acids)
Biological process (GO): fatty acid metabolic process; DNA damage response
Cellular component (GO): mitochondrial matrix
Source: RefSeq, a predicted model, not a curated record
GCCAGUGACGCAAUUCGUUCAUCGUGACGCACAUGCUUGUCGUACGCCGACUAGCUCCCUCGGGAGCCAAGCUCCAGGGGAGGAGGUCUGGGAGCACCAGUUUAGUGGAGUUUACCGGCCAGUGGCCCUGUUCAGAUAAACAGGAGUUCGAGUCGAGCAUGCAGGUCAUUAGAAACUUUGUCACGGCGGAGGAGGAAGAGACCCUCAUGCGGGAAAUCGAACCUCAAGUCAGGAGGUUACCCUACGAAACGAGCCACUGGGAUGACGCGAUUCAUGGAUACCGCGAGGUGGAAUGCAAAAAGUGGUCAUCAGACAACCGCACCGUGCUAGAUCGUGUGGCCAAAAGAGCUUUUGGUGGCCUGGUGAUGCCCUUGGUCCACAUUCUAGACCUCGAAGAAGCCGGAGUGAUCAAGCCGCACGUGGAUAGCACUCGAUUCUGCGGCAGCACCAUCGCUGGCAUUAGCUUGCUCAGUGAUUGCGUUAUGCGACUCAAACGGGUGACUGAGGAUCCAGCCAGCAAGUCCGCGGAUAUUUUGCUGCCGCGACGCUCACUCUACAUCAUGAGCCACCUGGCGCGGUACGAGUUCACGCACGAAAUCCUGGCCAGUGAGAAAUCAUGGUUUGGGAAACGUCUGGUGAACAGAAAGCGACGCAUUUCUGUCAUUUGUCGAAAUGAACCUUCGUCUCACACUCAAGAGCAGACAGACCGUCACAAACCGAGAGAUUAGCCCAAAUCUAGCAAGUAACAUUUUCCUUGUUUAUAUUUUCAAUACGAAAUUGAUAAUGUUGUAGUAGAACUUCUUAUUGGCAGGUUAAAUAUAAGAACAAAUAAAAAUGGUUAAAGGUGAGGAACAAUACAGGGU